UUUUAGUUGUUGAUUCUUGCUUGAUUUAUAGUCAACCUAUGAAGUUUUAAUUCAAGUUUAGAGCCAUGAGUUUUGUUUUUCGAGGAGCAAGAGCUGAUAUAGAAAAUGGAUUUCCUGGAUUUAUACCUGAGAGGCGUGCAUUGCGUGUUCAUGCAGCACGUCCUAGUAAUUCCAACUCACUCACUUUUCUCGUAACAGUUCUCCUGUUAUUCAUGAUACUGAACUCUCACCAGAUGUCACCAAAUUUUCUGCUCUGGCUGGUGCUUGGUGUUUUCUUGAUGGCUACAAUGCUAAGGAUGUAUGCAACAUGUCAACAGCUUCAAGCACAAGCCCAAGCUCAUGCAGCAGCAGCCAGUGGCCUUCUCGGCCACACAGAACUACGGUUGCAUAUGCCUCCAUCGAUAGCACUUGCAAGCCGAGGGCGUCUGCAGGGUCUCAGACUUCAGCUGGCACUUCUUGAUCGGGAGUUUGAUGAUCUAGAUUAUGAAACUUUAAGAGCUCUGGAUUCGGAUAACGUUUCUACUGCACCUUCUAUGACUGAGGAAGAGAUAAAUGCUCUUCCUGUCCACAAAUACAAGGUUUCUGGUCCUCAAAAAAGUAGUUCCUCAAUGCAACAAGCAACACCUUCCACUUCUGCUGAGAAGACACAGGAUAAUUUAAAUGCGGUUGGAAACUCAAAGGCCUCUGAUGAUGAGCUCACUUGCAGUGUAUGCUUGGAGCAAGUUAAUGUUGGAGAUGUACUUCGUAGCUUGCCCUGCCUGCAUCAGUUUCACGCUAGUUGCAUUGAUCCCUGGCUGCGGCAACAGGGGACUUGCCCUGUCUGCAAAUUUCGAGCAGGAUCUGGGUGGAAUGACAGUGGACAUAAUGAUAUUGCGGACAUGGUUUGAGUACCUCGUCUAAUUUUUAAUUAUGAUUUUGUGAUCAUAAUAAUCUAUUAUGACUGAAACUCACUCGUCAUGUAUCAAAGUUUGUAGCUUAUGACUUGUUUUCUUGUAAUUACCCUGACGUAGGGAUUUGAGAAAUAGAAGAAUACCGUCUAACAACUAUAGAUGUUCCUCUCAAAAAAAAAAAAAAAACAACUAUAGAUGUUAUACAUUUUGUUUCCUAUAGAUUACCAAGUUUGUUGGUUCGCUAUGUAAAACCAAACAGCAAGUACAAACUUAAUUUUAAGGCCUUGUACUGUUGUACAUUUAUACUCUGUUAGUGAGUCCUAAGUUUGCUUUAGUUUUA
Messenger RNA from Medicago truncatula (barrel medic), 1230 nucleotides. Its product is annotated as E3 ubiquitin-protein ligase SDIR1. Gene Ontology annotation, biological process: ubiquitin-dependent protein catabolic process; protein ubiquitination. NCBI's taxonomy places the organism in Eukaryota, Viridiplantae, Streptophyta, Magnoliopsida, Fabales, Fabaceae. The record is from RefSeq and is a predicted model, not a curated record. The transcript has 8 exons. Gene Ontology annotation, molecular function: ubiquitin protein ligase activity. The coding region runs from base 66 to 887 and encodes 273 amino acids.